CGCAAGUCGCUCAUGUUUAUGUAAUGCCAUAUGUGAGCUGGCGCGAGCUGGUCCAGCACAGCAACGGAGACAGCGGUCACACGUUCACCAUCAGGGACUCGUGCGUGUUUAUUCUGCGGGGUUUGAGGUCCUCGUGAGAAUUCAGCGGUUUUUGGAUUUGACCCUGCAGACAGGAGGGCGCUCGAGCUCCACCGUCUUUCACGCACGGCACGCACGUAGACCCGGUGAAAUCGUCACGCGGAUUGAAUCUGUGGAAUCAGUCGCGAGCGUUUCUGCGCGGCCGGAGAGCAUCCCGACAUCAGGUCCGGUCGGUUGGUGGGUCGGUGGCCUGGUUUGGGGGUCUUGUGGACUGCGCGUGCAAGGGGAAGUACAAAAGCGGGACCUGCACUGGACUCCUGGCCGAACCGGAGCAUCCCACCCCUGGCAGCAGCACCCAUCCCUCCGCGCCUCAGCUCCAGCGGGAGGCCCGGAGCGGCGGCAGGAUGUAGCAGCGGAUUAACGGAGGAGAGAGGGGCGCUCAGAGGAAGAGAGCGGACCGAGGCGGGACGGAGGGGACAUGGGGAAGGACCAGGAGCUGCUCCAGGCCGUCAAGACCGAGGACUUGCUGACAGCUCAGCGGCUUCUACAGAGACCUCGGCCAGGGAAAGCCAAGCUCCUCGGAGCAGCAAAGCGGGUGAACGUCAACAUCCAGGAUGCAGAUGGGUUGUCGCCGCUGCAUCAUGCUGCUCUGAGUGGAAACAAGGAGCUCAUCUCUCUGCUGCUGGAGGCCCAGGCAGCAGUGGAUAUUAAAGACCACAAAGGGAUGCGUCCUCUGCAUUACGCUGCAUGGCAGGGGAAGACUGAGCCAAUGAAAAUGCUGCUGAAGGCAGGCUCGUCUGUCAACGGACAGUCAGACGAAGGACAGAUCCCUCUCCACCUUUCAUCUCAGCACGGACACUAUGACGGGUCGGAAAUGUUGCUACAACACCAGUCAAACCCGUGUAUCUCAGACGCAGCGGGCAAAACACCACUGGACCUGGCCUGUGAAUUUGGACGAGUUGGAGUGGUCCAGCUCCUCCUCAGCAGUAACAUGUGUGCAGCCAUGAUAGAACCUAAACCAUCGGACCCCAACGGAGUAUCACCUCUGCAUCUCGCUGCAAAGAACGGACACAUCGAUGUCAUAAAGUUGCUCAUUCAGGCUGGCAUUGAUAUCAACAGACAGUCCGAGUCGGGCACAGCGCUACAUCAGGCGGCCCUCUGUGGGAAGACAGAGGUAGUACGCCUGCUGCUAGAUAGCGGCAUCAGUGCAGGAGUGAGAAACACUCUGAGUCAAACUGCCCUGGACAUUGUUAACCAAUUCACCACCACACAGGCCAGCCGUGAGAUCAAACAACUGCUGAGGGAUGCUUCAGCUGCGAUGCAGGUGCGUGCACUGAAGGAUUAUUGCAACAACUACGACCUCACCAGCCUCAACAUCAAAGCUGGAGACAUAAUUACGGUUUUAGAGCAGCACUCUGAUGGCCGAUGGAAAGGUUGUAUUCACGACAACCGCACUGGAAAUGACCGUGUUGGUUACUUCCCUUCCAACAUGGUGGAAGUCAUCAAGAGGGCAGGCCACUCCCCCUCCCAGCAGUGCCACACCCUCCUCCUCCGCAGACCCAACCCCUGCCCCAUUGCCUCGGCCAACGGACACUCAUACCCCCCAACCAAAGUCCUCCCCCUGCAUCUGCCUCCCCCUCCUCCCUCCCAUCCCAACACACAGUCACUCCCUCGGUUCUCCUCAUUUGGGUACGUUCCUCUUCCCAUCUCUCCUCCUUCUCUGUCUACUCCUCUGUCCACUCCUUCUCCUCCUCCUCCUCCUCCCCCUCCUCCUCCUCCUCUCUCCACUUCUCAGGAGCAGCAGAGUCAGACAGGUUCACGGACUGCAGAGCUGAGUCCCCAAGGCUCUCCAACUCUGGGACAUCAAAGCAGCACCAGUGAGGAUAUCUGGGUGUUACGCAAACCACUGGCAGGUGGUGAGCGCAGUGGCAGUGUGGGCAGCCUCGGCAGCGUCCGCUCAUCGAGCAGCUUGCAGGGCUCUGGAAACACACAUGUUCUGACCACGCCUGCGCCCAGUCCACUCCCGGCUAACACACCAGGAGUCAACACACACGGCCUUAAUGCUCCAGGUCUGCAUGCACAAGCUGAAGGAGUCAAGCUCCUGGCCACUGUGCUGUCUCAGUCGGCAAAAGCCAAGGAGCAUCUCUUGGAGCAGUCUCAGUCUGUUGAGCAGUCAGCGAGCUCCUCCAGCUGCACGGUUCAUGAGCAGCGGUCGUUUGAUCGGAAAGCAGAGGAGGAUGAUGGGAAAAAGCAGGCAGUAGUGGCGUGGCUGGGUGAGUUUCAGCUGCAGUUCUACACCACCCACUUCCUCACCGCCGGAUAUGAUCUAGACACCAUUAGCCGCAUGACCCCUGAGGACCUGACGGCAAUCGGGGUCAUGAAGCCUGGACAUCGAAAGAAGUUGACAUCAGAGAUCAGCAAGCUGCCCUCCACAGACUGGCUGCCGGACCACAAGCCUGCAAAUCUAGGAGACUGGCUGUCUCACCUGGGUCUGAGUCAGUACUACCAGGUUCUGGUGCAGAAUGGGUAUGAAAACAUCGACUUCAUCUCUGACAUCAGCCUGGAGGAUCUGCAGGAGAUUGGCAUUACUAAACUUGGCCACCAGAAGAAGCUGAUGUUGGGAGUGAGGAGACUGAAGGAGCUGCAGAGAGGAGAGAGCAGCUCAGAGCCUCCACAAAGUCCCUCAACCCCUCCUUCCAGUCCUGGAAGCAGCACCGGCUCAGAGCCCCGCAGAGAGGCGAAGAAGUUAAGGGAAGGUGCUCCAAGCCCGCUGGCCAAACCACGCCCGGGUCUCACACACUCGCAGACCCCUCCCCUCACACCCACACAAACCCCUCCACAAACUCCCCCACACUCCCGCACCACCCACCAGGCCUCCCCAAGGGCUCGGCCGCGUCCCUCAACUCAGAUGGGAACAGGAGAUUCACCGGUUCCUAUGCUUCGCCUGCCCUGUGAGGAGGAGGAGCGUCAGAGAACUCACAGUCUGAUCGGCUCGGAAUCAGACUCUCGAUACGCCACCGUGUGCCGCAGCAGCUCUGCACGUACUGCAGCCACCAAUGAUGUCACAGUUAACCGCAGCCAGUCAUCCGUAACACUCCGGCCCCGUCGAAAAGGGAGGCCCCCAACUCCGCCUAAACGGUCCUGUUCUUCCAUUACUGGUAACGACGGGGAGGGAGAGCCACAAGGAGAGGGGCUUCUAGGGUUGCCAACCUAUCGGGAGCGGCGAGCCAGUGACUGUGGCAGCCUGGGAAGACCUCAAGAGUCAGGGGGCCUAGAGAGAUCAGAGGGGACUUCUGGGAGUGUCCGCAGCCUUGCCGCUUUGCUGGAAACAUCCAUGGUGGGUGGAGCCAAAACCCUGCCAAGGAAUAUGGGAGGCAGCAACAGCUACCUGCAGGUGAGUCCACCCAUGCUUCGGCGACAGGCAGGAGCAGGUGGUCUUGGCUCUGAGGAGGAUGACCUCUUAAGUCGUCGCAGAACCAUCAGCGGACCUGGUGAUGAGACCGACCUGUCAACACGGCAGCCGGCACAGCCCCGUCCAGAGCCCCGGCCUCGCUCCACCGUGGUCUCCUCCUCAACUUUGGAAAUCACAGAUGGCACGGCGACGCUGAGGAGAAAGCCGCGUCCUCUGGAAACAGACUCUGAAGCACCUGCAUCCGUGGCGGCUACCACUGUUGUUACCAUGACAACCGGCACAGACACCAUACGCAGGCGGCAACGCACGUCUGAGCAUACAGAAGGUGUUGUUCAAAGCAAUAAGCAAUCACACCCUCCUAGCAGUCAAACAGAGGGGAGCCGAAAAACAGGCAGCGAGCCGCAGCAGAACGGGGGCGUGAUCCUGAGGAGGAGGCCAGCGUCAGAGGUCUCUGAUAGGACAGAGACAAACAGAGAGAGCUGCGAGUGGAUGGAGGCCAGGAAGUCUCUGAAGCCGCCGGUCUCACCCAAACCAUCCACAGUCGCCCUGAAGAAGACACAAGCCGACCCUCCCACCCCAACACGCAGGGUCCCCAUACCGGGGCCGGACAACGCUGAGACAGCACAGAGUCCUGAGCCAAAGCGCGUUCCUCCUCCUGUGUCCCCCAAACCCCGUGGGCCUCCAACAGCUCCUAAACCCGGCAAAGCAAUAGUAGCUUCAGCUACAAAGAGCCCGAGUUCUGCUGCUACCAGCCCAGCUGCAGCCAGCCCGACCCCAGCUCCCAAACCCUCCACUCCUCUCUCUACCACUCCUCUCCCAGCCCCUGAAACCCCCUCUGGCCCCUCUCUCUCUCCAGGGCUCCCCCUUACCUUCCCUUCACCGGCUCAGAGCCCCUCUACCCCCUCUCCGCACCCUGUCAAGCCUCCCCGCUCCUCUAUUGCAGGUCUCUCCAUCGAUCUAGUGGGUGGACGGGAGGCAGAGGAGGAAGAGGAAAGGAGGAGAGAGGAGGAGGAGAGAAGGAAAGAGAAGGAGAAAGAGCAAAAGAGGCAGAAGGAGCAGCAGGAGGAGGAGGAGAGGAGGAGGAGAGCAGAAGAAGAAGAAAAUGUGAGACAGGUGGAGGGUCAAGAAGAGGAGGAAGAGCAAGAGGAGGAGGUGCAGCAUCGUUUGGAGGAGACCAGUGCCUCUUUGGCUGCAGCUGUGCAGGCUGUAGAACAUAAAAUGAAGGAAGAGGAUCCUCAAAACGACUCUCUCUCCAACAAAAAGGAGACAGCCUCCAUCUUGGAUGACAUCGGCAGCAUGUUUGACGACUUAGCAGACCAACUGGAUGCAAUGCUCGACUGAUCCUCUGCCCACGUCCCGUCUCCGACAAGCCCUUUAUCCCCCCCCUCCCUCUUCCUCAUCAUGCGUAGGUGUAUCAAGAGAACUCUCCCAAGGCUCGACGCUGGCGCUCUGACAGUGUGUGAGUGUGUGUGCGUGUGUGUGUUCGAGCGCUUCUCAUGUAGCCUUGUACAGCAAAUUACCGAGGAGGGGAGAAGUCCUCCUCGUCUGGUGCGGUAGCUCUAGAACGCCUCCUGAUGUGAGGAGGCCGCUCCCACACAACCUCUGACCUCUGCAGCCCAGCGAGUCGCCGCCACCUCCAGAAGAGUCUGAGACGGCUGCGUGGAACGAGAAGCACAAUCAUUUUCCUCAUCCUUUUAUCUCCACAGACUCUGGCUAGGACAGAGAUGUAAACUCAGUCAGACAGGGAGACAGACAGAUAAGCAUAUUGCUUGCAAAAAAUAAGCACAUGAACUGACUGACAGGCGGAUAAGAUAGCUCGAUCUAUAGACAGGAUGCAUACAGAUGAGAUACCAGCGAGAGUUUUUAAAAAGCACACAGAAAGACAGGCCGCUUUCUGAGUCUGUCUCACUCCUGAGAUGUCAAAAAAGAUGCAUUUUCCAGAUUUCUCUUUCUGUGUGAGUGGAGGAUUGUGGUUAGCCGGAACUUCCUGACUUGUGUGUCGUCUCUCUUCAUGUUGUUGUUGUUGCCGUUGUUGUUACCGUUGCCGUUGUUGUCGUUACGAGUGUGUGUAGUCCCUGCUGAUGCUCAUGUCAAUGUCCUCCCACUCUUACAGUAGUUAUUCUAAAGAUCAGAACGACGAUAUAGAUGUGUGUCCAUGACUCGAGACAUUCACACACACACUCACACACACACAUACGGAUAAACAUUUCAUUGGUUGUGACUUUGCUGGUGUUCUGCUUUGUUGGUGUGUAGCUCCAUCUAUGGAGGUUUGCUUGGAAAUGAAUCUACACAUACACAUGCACACAUUUACAUGCAGAGACACAUAUGUACACACACUCUCAUGCGGUGUUUCCCUUUGUCCUGCUGCAGUGAACAGUGUUUUUAAAAAAAGAUAAUCCUAUAUUUCAAUGCUUUAUAUAGUACAUCCAGUAUACAUACAUAGGGUUUAUAAUAUACCUGGGUAUUUGAGCUGUUAGAGCUCCCUCUAGUGUUGGUUAGUGAAACUGCCUCUAAUGAAACGGCCCACCCUCCAUAUUGUCUCCCCCCUCUUUUUAUCUCCCUCUGUGACCUUUUACAUCUCUCUGUGCCUUGGUAGUGUUCUUUCAUAUAUGCAAAAUUAAUUUUCUACCCUUUUUUUCUUCUUUUUUUAUCCCCUCAUUACAUUAUGUUUUAUUGUUUCUCUGGAUCCUUGUGUAUGUGUGUGAUGUCAGAAGUAGGUUAUAGGUUGAGUUUUGUGUCCUAAAAAAAUCAAUCACCCUGUCUGCAGUCCUCCUGCAACCUAUGAGAAGCAUUGUAAGAGCCCUUACCCACCCCCCCAGUACCCUGUAAGCUGUAAUAAAAUGGCUCCGCUCCUCCUCAGCUCCUCGGUUUUCAGUGGUCCCCCAAGUAGGCCAGACAGUGGAUCAAGCACCAGUGUUCAUCCCAAUGAAGAGUCCAUUUGUAUUUUUAUGCUCUUUGAAAACAAAGAUAUAUUUGAGAGACAGAUGGUUCUAUGUGAAUAAUAAUAUUAAUAUUAAUAAUAAUAAUAAUAAUGAUAAUAAUAAUGAUGAUAGAUAUAGAUAAUGAGUUGAGGUGAGCUGAUUGAGCCUGUACAUUUCUGGUUGAGUUCUGGAUGUGUUGUGACGGCUGUUGUGCCAUGGUUGGGUUUAGGUUGUGUUUCUGCUGUGAUGAUGCAUUCCUGUACAGCUGUGAUCAGAAUAAAUGUAUAAAUUAAACCUUA
Molecule: messenger RNA, 6710 nt
Organism: Notolabrus celidotus (New Zealand spotty)
Lineage: Eukaryota; Metazoa; Chordata; Actinopteri; Labriformes; Labridae
Product: caskin-2
Exons: 22
Coding region: 557-4831 (1424 amino acids)
Molecular function (GO): protein binding
Source: RefSeq, a predicted model, not a curated record